AGAGGAGGUUCAUGAACAGGAGCUUGGGAACGCAAUGAAUGGCAAGGAAUCACAGGAUAUUCAGCUUUGAUGUACAGAGAGACCAGGCAGGUCGUAUAAUACAGCGCAUAUACCAAAGAACCAUAAGCAUACUCUACAUUCAUGAGAGCGAGAUCUCUCUUAAGGAAUCACUUCCGUCUCUUCCUCUCAUUGGGAUUCUUCUUCCCAUAUCCAACAACAGGCAUAUCACCAUCGAAGUUUCUACUUUUCAUGCUCCUCCCCUUACCUCCCGCUCCAACACUCAACAUCUCGGGUACCCAGUCCGGGUCCAUCCAACUGCUCAUUACCGCCCCAUCUCCACUCCCCUUCCUAUUCACAGCCCCAUUCAACAAUCUCUUCUCUUCUCUUUCUCUCUUCCCGUCCGCCUGUUUCUUUGCACGUAUCCAUGAUGUCUGAUCCUCACGUAGAAUCAAACCUUCUCCAGGGCCCGUCUUGGCUGAACCGGGCUUUGGUGCUGGAAUAGAGUAGAUAGUGCCAC
Messenger RNA from Somion occarium, 517 nucleotides. NCBI's taxonomy places the organism in Eukaryota, Fungi, Basidiomycota, Agaricomycetes, Polyporales, Cerrenaceae. The record is from the annotation of a GenBank genome assembly.